AUGCGCGGUGCGUUUCCCAGCUCUUUAGCCACGGUUCACACUUGUGCAGCGGUUCACGUUGACGCGUUCGCUCGGAAACGCGCUCUGCUCUCAGACAGUUUUUUUCGCGUGUUCAGUGUAUUGCAUCGAAGUUCGAGUGUUUCGUUAAAGGUUUUUUUAGCAUAAUGGUAUUAGUCUGGAACUAUUAGGAGAAGUUUCGAACACUUUUUCAUUAUUUUUUUCGUUUCAACAACAACAAGAAAAACUGACUCGAGCUUUUUAGCUUCUUUUGAAAACACACCCAAACACGUAGUCCAGUACUCAGUUUGCUGUAUAUAAAACGAUAUAUCCAAAAGCAUGAGAAGUUUUAAGUCAUGCGCGGUGCGUUUCCAGCUCUUUAGCCACGGUUCACACUUGUGCAGCGGUUCACGUUGACGCGUUCGCUCGGAAACGCGCUCUGCUCUCAGACAGUUUUUUUCGCGUGUUCAGUGUAUUGCAUCGAAGUUCGAGUGUUUCGUUAAGGUUUUUAGCAUAAUGGUAUUAGUCUGGAACUAUUAGGAGAAGUUUCGAACACUUUUUCAUUAUGUUUUUCGUUUCAACAACAACAAGAAAACUGACUCGAGCUUUUAGCUUCUUUUGGAAAUACACCCAAACACGUAGUCCAGUACUCAGUUUGCUGUAUAUAAAACGAUUUAUCCAAAAGAUGAGAAGUUUUAGUCAUGCGCGGUGCGUUUCCAGCUCUUAGCCACGGUUCACACUUGUGCAGCGGUUCACGUUGACGCGUUCGCUCGGAAACGCGCUCUGCUCUUAGACAGUUUUUCGCGUGUUCAGUGUAUUGCAUCGAAGUUCGAGUGUUUCGUUAAGGUUUUUAGCAUAAUGGUAUUAGUCUGGAACUAUUAGGAGAAGUUUCGAACACUUUUUCAUUAUUUUUUUCGUUUCAACAACAACAAGAAAAACUGACUCGAGCUUUUUAGCUUCUUUUUGGAAAUACACCCAAACACGUAGUCCAGUACUCAGUUUGCUGUAUAUAAAACGAUAUAUCCAAAUCAUAAGAAGUUUUAAGUCAUGCUCGGGUGCGUUUCCAGCUCUUAGCCACGGUUCACACUUGUGCAACGCUUCCCGUUGCUGUCAGGAUAGAAAUACGAUUUAUUUUCUGACAAUUCUAUCGAGUUUUUAUCUUUUUCAAUUGGUUUACAAAACUUGCAUUGUUUUCUCAUCUUGGUUCUCAGUUGCUUGUUUCUAAUUGAGUGUCAACAUGUUCUUUUCUCUGGUUCUACCCGUAUCAUUCUACUUUUCGUCGUUUUUUUUUUGAAGUCAUUUCAAAUUUUUCAGCGCUCGUCUGUCUCGAUCGUCAAAAGGGAUGCCGAAGUCAAAGAUUGUGCGUUACGUUCCUCAAGGAGAAAGGGUCAUGAAAUAUGGUGAGUUUUAAUAGAUUGAAGAGUUUAAAAAAAGGAAUCAAAAUGAACCGCUGUCGCUCACUCAGGAGUUUUUUUUGCUAGAAAAAAUAUAAAUGAAAGUUUCUUGAACUGAUAGUGAUUUUUGCAGAACGAUGUCUGGAAAAUGUCAGACGCGACUUGAAAAAGCGAAAACUUCGUGAGUUUUUCAUCCGUGCAUUGAAAUAAGAUCGAACUUAUACAAUUUUUUUUAGUGGACUCUCUUCCCAAAACUCGUCGGUCUCGCACCAGUUUGCAUCGCAAGAGUCUCGAACCUCAGCCGCUUCCCUCCAGAGAAUAUGGUUCGUUCAAUUUGACUUGAGUUCCUUCCAUCUGAAUCGGAAGUUUUCGCAAGUUAAUAUACUAGAAAAAACGGGAAUGAUCAAUCAGUUCCUAGUUUUUUUAAUUGCAAAAAGAUUUUUUUCAUGAUUAGAUUUCAGUAAACGUGGUUAUUUUAGUCCCUCCUCUUCAAGACGACGACAAUAUUGAAAGAAGAGCUUGUCAGUACGAAGACUUCAAAUCAUUUCGCGGAACUGUUCCGUCAUCUGGUGAGUGAAAAAGGAAACAUCUUAACGGGAAAAGGGUUUGGAAAACAGAAAAAGGGAAAUUUUUCGUAGUUUUCCAAUCUCUACAGAGGCAAUACUUUUUUGAACUCAUUUUUUCAAUGAUUAGUGCUCGAGGAAUGAUGAAAGUUUGAGAGAGAAAAAGGUGUUUUCAUUCUCGGCGUUCUAUUUCUUCAGGAAGUCGCAGUAGUCGGUAUCCGGCCAAGUCUAAACCGGGCAAGAAUUAGGAUCAACAAGAUUAAAAAUACAUUCUGUAUAUCGCAUUUUAAUUUUUUUCACAAUCAGACAGUUAAAAAAAUAUUGAUUUCUGGUUUUUUUCCAACAAAAAAACAAUUUCUGCUAUCAGAUUUUUUGUGAACAUGUGAAUUUCAGUUCGGUAUGUCCAAGUCGACGACAACGUCGACAAGAAAGAUUACGAAUACGAAGACUUCAAAUUUAGCCAAACAGUCUCGUCAUCAGGUGGUGAGUGAAGUGAACUAACAUAUAAACCGGCAAAAACUAAAUAUUCAAUGAAAAUAACACGAAAAGUACAGAGACACAUAACCAAAAAAAAUUUCUAAUUUCAGGGAAGGUCGAGCAACGAGCAUCAAAGGUCGUUUUUGACUCUGACCGUGCCAUGAGCCAAUAUCCCGAUUAUGUAGAAUUGCAAGCGACUGAGGAAGACUCUGAGCUCUCGGUGGCUGCCUGUCAGUUUUUUUUCUCAAGAAUUUAAUUAGUAUAUGGUUUUUCAGAUGAAGACUUUCUUCGCGCACUCAAGUCGAUGAGAGUCUCGACGCGCAAAAGAAGGCCGGCCUUCCGACAGAGGUCUCAGGGCUUGGCGAAUGUUUUUCGAAGGUCAGUUUUAAACAAACAUUUUUUUGAGACCAAAAAAAUAAAAAAAUCUAACUUGGAACGGUGGCAAGAUGAAAUUCUCUUAAAUAAAAAAACUCAGGGAGAUUUUUCCAAAACUUUCAACCCAUUUUUUCACGGGACUGUAUGAUCAUGAAAAGAAUGAAUAUUUCGGAUGGUUUUUGGAUUCAAUUUUUAGCCGGACCGAAAAAAAACUCAAUGAAUCAAUUUUCAGAUGUCCCGACGGGUUUCUCACCCGAGUCUUACUUGGAAAGGACCUUGCGUCAGAUCAAGCCUCAAAUCGGCAAGAAGAACUACGCUCUUUUCUCGCAACCCCUUGGUCAGUUGUUAUACCACAAGUUUCGGGAAAUGUUUUCGAGUUAUCAUGAACCAACUUUUUUUAUAUCUGUUUGAAAAACUUUUUCUAUGAACUAAAUGUUUCAGAGGAUCUUGUCAGCUCGGGCGUGCCGCUCUCUGAGCACGCCGGCCUCGGAUCUCUUGCUCCGGCGGUCAGCAGCGACAAGCAACCUCAACGCGCGAAGAGUGAGUUUACUUUUGAUACAAAUGAAUUGAACAGAAGACAAAAUGAAUAAACUGAAUGGAAACUAGAAUAAAGUAAUAAAUCUUUGUGUUUUCAGCCUUUACGGAGCUUCUGAUGUCAACGCAUCCCGGCUACAUAGCAAUCCGUGGGAAAAAGUUACCGCCACUCGAAAAUCCUUUUCCGCAUGUCAAAUCAUGUAAGUUUUAUUUUAAAUGAAAAAAAACUGGACUUUUCGCGAGAACGUCUUCAGAUAAUAGUCAAAAAGUUUAUUAGAAACUAUUUCUGGAUUAGAAGUGACUUUCAAAAGUCAAGAUAAGUAUAGUUACACUAGAAGAAAAACAUAUGGAAGUUUUUUUGAACAAUAACGUGACAUUUUCAGAUGGUCCAAAUGAAGAUCCAUUCUCCGAAAUUGACCCAGGGUGCCAGCGCAAAGAUUACAGUCGUCUCCUCAAUGGUAAGUAUUCUAAUUUCGAAGAAAUUAAUUGACAGAAAAAGUAAUUUUAAAACGUGUAAUAACUUUGGCAGUGAAAAGUCGAGAAUUUCAGGAAACUCUCAUGCAAAACAUUUGCUGAGUCUGACAUCGCAUUCAACCGGCUUUAAGCCCUCAUUUCUAUGAACAUGGACGUCGAUGAUUUUGAUAUGGUUCGUUGUAUCUUUUCUAUAGUUUAUUUUCUAAAGCUCUGAAAAAAAGCAAAGAACAGUAUUUAUCGAGGUUUGUUCUGGUCUCUGAGCUUAUAAUUUUUUUCUUUGUUGUAAGUUUUUUUAAGAGUGCUGCCCUGACUCUUCGUUCAAGUUCACGUUCAAUUCCGUUCAAUUAAAUUUUUUUCGAAGUGGAAGUCUGUUUAAAAGUCUUAUAACGUAAAACUUACAUGAUUUACUUGAAAAAAAUGUGAAAAAAAUUUGAAAGUUUUUUUGUGUCUUUUUUUGUCGUUCCGAUCAUUUUUAACGCAAAAUUAUGGAUUCACACUGUGGUCUAAGAAGAUAAUGCUUUUUCAUUAAUAAAGUUUCAACUUUUUGCUCAUAAACGCUUCAAAUUUUUGAAUUCGGUCAUACAACUUACGAGAGGAUUUUGGUUUGAAAUCUGAAUUACGAUAAGAAAAUAUUAAAAAAGAUAAUCGAAAUAUUUUUGCUCUAGCAUUUGAUUGAAGUUUUUUUUUUCAGUUCCUGUCUAUGUUUCAUUUUUUACAGGGCUCGGCGGAGAGCACCCCAUCUUCACUCAAUGAAAUCCCGAUGGAAAUGGAUCUUACGGCUUCAGGUCCGCCCAUAUCAGACGAUGAGACCGAACUCGAAAUGCGGGAACGGAAAUAUAUCACUGUUGGUUUUGAAUCUUAUUUUUUACUCAAAUUUCUAUUUCCAGUACGCCAAGCGGAUAUUACCGCACGUUGGUUUAGUUCUAUUGUUAUUUGUAUAUUUGUUAGUAGGCGCCACGAUAUUUCACGCGAUAGAAGGACCGAAUGAGUUGAUAGUGAGUUCACUGUUUCAACCUCAGUUCUGAACUUUUUCACUUUUUUAGCAACGAGACUUGGAGCUCAGGACAAUAUUCGGCUUGAGGAGAGAUUUCCAAGAUCAUAUUUGGAAUAUUACACAGGUUGGCUUUGGCGAUUUUUUUAACUAUAGUAUUCAACACAAUAUGGCAUUUGGAAUGAAAAAAAAAAUGCUUUUUUGGGUAGAAAGGUCAGGUCGACAACCUAUUAUAAUUCCUGAGGCCUAGAACUAUUUCAAACAGUUUGUCUAGCUGUUUAUACCUAUCCAGUAAUUUACGAUGCGACCAUUUUUUCUGAAUUAUAUAUGUUCAAAUCUCUUCAGGACGUGGACAACCGGAUAUCCCGGGAAGCGUUCAACUCAAUAAAUCAGGAAUAUUUUGACCAAUUGGUCAAAAACAUCUUUAUUUCUUAUCGCAAUCAGUUUAUCAACGAGGAUCACUUGCUGAACCGAACGAAAGAUGAAGGACUUUUGUGGACCUAUCCAAAUUCUAUCUUUUUUUGCAGCUACGGUUAUAACCACUAUCGGUAUGUUAAUGUUUUUUUCCCAAACUUACUGCAAAAUAUUAUAAUUCAUUUAUAAUUCAACAAACUUUAAGAACUGGGGUUUAAUAUUCUCAGAUUGAUUAAGAGAAAAGCUUGCAAAAAAAACCAAUUAUCAGACUAUUUCAGGCUACGGCAACUUGGUGCCCACGACAACAGCUGGAAGAGUCGCCUGUAUUAUUUUUGCCUUGUUUGGGAUUCCUCUUCUUCUUGUCACUAUCGCUGACAUUGGAAAAUUCCUUUCAGAAUUCCUCAGCUUCCUGUACAGAUCUUACCGCGCUUUCAAGAGAAAGGUUAAUAUUUUUUUUUAGUUCGAAACGAGUUGAGAGAACGUGGUCGCAUGUAGAAUGGCUUGGUCGCAUUUUUUUUUGAGCCGGCCUGAAAAGAUUACCGCGUGGAAAUAUCGAAACUCCUAAAAAAGAGGAAAGAAAGAACACCAAAGUUUCCUGAAGCCAAGUCACUCCUUAACGGACCACGGCUCUCGAUUCAGAGCAAUUUGAAUUUUGAACUUUUGAACUUUCAGGUGAUUGCCCGUCGUCGGAGCAACGUUGCAAGAACCGUGAGUUCCCAUUUUCCUGAACUUUUGCUCAGAACAGCAUGCCUCAAAGACCCAUCUUUUAAUACAUCUUUUAGUAGCCAUAGAAAAUUCACUGCAUUCUUGAUCAAAAAUCAUCAUUUUCUUCUUCAUUUUGUUUUUUCAGCUGAGAAAGCAUUCGAAAAGAAUGUCGAAUCCAUACCGGUCCGGAUCCCAAUCAAGAGCCAGUGAAAUGGGUGAUUCGAAGGUAUGAAGGGAAUUCUGAGAACGCAAAUUUAUUAAUGUAAGCAAGGCUGGAUCACUUAAUCUUCACGAUAUGGAGACGGAGUCGGAAGAUUCGAUGGAAGAUGAGCUGAGGAUCCCGGUUUUUAUGGUCCUCUUUGUUUUACUGGCCUAUACAGCUAUCGGUGGUUUUUUAUUCCAGGUAAGACUAUUAUUUUCUUUAUAUCAAGCCGUCAGAUACAUCUAUAAAACCCUCAUUCUCAACAGCUUUCUGGGGUCUUUAGAGUUCAAUGAAGUUCGAAUAUUUUUUCUUUUUUUAGGCUUAAUCUCAAGAAUCAGUGAAAUUUAAAUUAUGACCACUUGAAUGCCCCUUGGUUAGGGACCGCAGACGAAUUUUCAAAAAAUUUUUUUCAGCAUUGAGCUUUGUAUGGUUUGAUAGCUGUUUCGAUUCAAAACUCAGAACCGUUUAGUUUUUCGAAAAAGAUUGAGGAUGAAAAAAGUUAUGACGAAAAAUGUGGCGCGCCGCGCACCAUUUUUUUAGUACUGAAAUUUUGGUAUUAUCCAUUUUUGACAUUUUUCUCGAUUUUUCUUCCAGAACAAGUUUUGAUACUGGUCUAUUAUGAUGUGAAAAAAUCAUAAUAGAGUGCUAAAAUGAUAAAAAUUUGUUAGUUUGCCGAAAAAGUCGGUAUUUUCCAGAAAACAAAAAACUGGCGCUUGCGGGCAUCGAACUCGCGACCUCAAAAAGAAAAAUCGCAGCGCACGCGCUGCGCCAAGCUGUUGAGUCCAGCAAGGAGAGCUUUCAUCCGCCAUACCCUUGAGCCGUUUGAAUAGCACAGAUUGCCUAUUUCAAAAAAAUAAAAAAACUUGAAGUAAUUAAGCUAUUUUUUUAUCAGAAUAUGUUCGCAAAUCUUUACUCAAACUUUUUCGUGGAAAUUCACUUCGAAAAAAAACUGUUUUUUUAGUGCUUUUUUUGCCUCGGUUAACGAUUGUUGCAUUAAAACGGUCCCGUAAAUUUUUUUGGCAAAGACGAAUUUUUUUCAUUUUAUUAUUUUUUUAUUGAAAGAUUUUUUUACUAAUAAAUGUAUAUAAUCGUUUAAAAAAACCUGCGUUCGACCGCUUUCUGUGUGAUAAAACGCCGCUAAUUUUUAUUCUCUAUUUUUCAAGAACAUUUUUUUGCGUCUUAAACAACUUUUUUUCAAGCACAGAUGCUGUAGAGAAAUAUUUAAGUAAGCCCAUGACCUAAACUUUAAAAAAACAAAAACUCGAUUAUAUUCGCUUAUUAACGAUAUUUUGAAUUAUGACUUUCGGCACUCCCUAAAAUUUUUGGCAAAGACGAAUUUUUUAUUUUAUUGUUUUAAAAUUACCGUUACUUGAAUCAAAAUCAUUAUUUAAAAAAAGAAAGAGUGCGUUCGACCUGAAAACACAUGAAAAAGCAAAAAAUGACAAAAUUUUUUAGUUCCAUUCACCUUUUGUACGACAUUCCGCGCGAACGCAUCAAAAAAGCGUGAAAUAUUUUUUGAACGAAAGAGGAAGCUUUUCUGUACAUGUGUGUCAAAAUUUAUUAUCCAGUUUCACAUAUUUUGCAACUACAGCAAAAUUAAAGUUGAAAACCAAAAAAAAGCCACUUUUUCUAUCGCGAAAAGGGGCGUGGCUUUGCGGUCCCUACCCUUGGUUGAUUUUUGAAAGGAAACUGAUUUUUUUCAGUCCUGGGAAGGUCUCCAAUACUUCGAAGCUUUCUACUUUUGUUUCAUAACCAUGGCUACUGUUGGUAUGUUAUGUCUGAAGAUUUACUAUAACCAAGAAAAAUCAGGUUUUGGAGACAUCGUUCCUACCGAACAGGUCUACAUGUUUUUUACAAUGGCCUACAUAAUUUUUGGCCUAUCCUUGUGAGUUUUUGAAUUUUCGAAUUUUUUUCCGACAAAAUAAGUUGUUGGUGCAUAUUGUUGAAAUCAUAGCAUCGCCGUUGCAAAGGUCGUGAAAAAACGGCAAGUUUUGAAGAAAAUCGCAUGAAGUCGAGUGCACUUUUAAAAAUUGAGUUAUCACUUCUAAGGGCUGAAAGAUGGCUUCUGGAUAAUUUUAGGAACCGGCGUGCAGUUUCGAUUAUCAAAAUGAUAAAAUUAUCUAUAAAAGAGGUUUCAGAGCCACAAUGUGUAUCGAUUUGGCCGGAACGGAGUAUAUAAGAAAAAUCCAUUAUCUUGGCAGCAAAAUGGAAGACGCCAAGGGAGCAGUGAUGACGUGAGACUCUGAAGUCAUUCAAAGUAUUUAGUUCUUAACUUUCAGUGGUCUACAAGUUGGCGAGCACUAUUUGAAGCACACUGGAAUCGAAGUCAUCAAGACCGCUGGUGGGAAAUUGGUCCAAGGUUAUUAAUUAUGGAUAGAGAUCAAAAAUAAGAAGUUUUUUUUAGUUCGAGGAGCUGUUCUCAACACAAAGCAAGCUCGAGAACUUGGAGUUGAGUACAUUUUUGGCGGAUUUGCAGUAUCACCACAAAAAUAUUUUGUACGAACCUUUGAGUCCCACAGUGGCCAAGUUGGUCAAGGAACACAAUAUUAAGGUGGAUUUUUUUGCUCUUUCAUCUUAAUAUUUCAGCUUUAUACUAUCAAAAAAUCAUUCAAAAUUCGUAGAUUCUGUUUAAAUCCUGAUUAUCGUGAUAGGAGCCCAUUUUUUCGUAUUUUGAAGUCAAAAAACGGUUCUCAAUCUCAAGGUUGAUUGUGGAAAGCUUUUGGAUUAUUUCUCGCUGCUUCAAAUUUUUUUUUUCUGAAUCGAACACUCCUGUAAUUUCUUCUCAUUGCAAAUGAUCUGAAUUAUUUUAAAAAUACUAGCCUUUUGAAAUAAUACAUCACUCUGCAGAACACCUAGAAAUGCAUACCUACCGAGUUUUCGAUUGAUUAAUUACAACUUUUGACUGAUUUUUAUUUUUGACGUAUUUUCCCUCGAAAGUUCAAGCUUCUUCUUUUCAGAUUCUUCCCGACGACAUAACGGAAAAGGACGGCUACAUAGUGCAGAACAAGAGUUACGACCGACCCGCAUUAGCAGAACGAGGCUACGUCCGAGUCAACGGGAACAUUAUCCGCCGGAUAAUGGUCCCCUCAAAAGGCGGACCUCCAAUUAUCGUUCCUUGCCUGGUUUUGAGAGAAUCUGACAUUUGA
This is a messenger RNA of Caenorhabditis auriculariae, 9272 nucleotides long. The record is from the annotation of a GenBank genome assembly. Lineage: Eukaryota; Metazoa; Nematoda; Chromadorea; Rhabditida; Rhabditidae.